UUUGAUAACAUUUUGUCGGUCACAGUAGUAUCCUAUUUUCCCUCAGCUCAGCUUGUGUCAGAAUCUUAGUUCUUCAUUUUCGGAUUUCGCUACUCUGCAUGCUCGCUUUUUGGGUGGCUGCGCAGCAUGGAUUUUAAUCUGGACAUCGACUUCAGCGAGUUCGAAAUUACUCUCGACGACCUGCCGCCCCCUCCCGCAGACCCCGAUCCCGACGAACCUGAUAGUUUACCUCCUCCUCCCCCUGACGAACCUAAUGAACCUGAUCUUCCUCCGCCUCCUCUCCUCAACCAUCCUGAGGAACCUGAUCUUUCGCCACCUCCCGACAUCUUACCGCCGAUGAUCGCCGUCAAAACAACUAACUCGGCAGUCAGCAGAAUGAUGGUCGGUGCGCGAGGAGGCUCCGAGCUGGGCAGCGAUACAGAACACCUGGCCGAGUUGGCCGCCCUGCUGUCCACGGAGCUGCCAGAGGGCCGGGCCAGCCUGUGCGACAGCCACCAGAAUCUGCAAAGGGUGGCCGAGUACUGCGAGGAAAAUUACUACCAGUCAGAGAACAAGAGGGCAGCUCUUGAGGAUACAAAAAGCUAUAUGACCCAAAGUCUUGCCUCGGUCGCUUAUCAAAUCAACACGCUGGCUUACAACUUUUUGCAACUGCUUGAACUCCAAGCUUCCCAACUGGCAGACAUGGAGAGUCAGAUGAACCACUUGCAUCAGACGGUGAUGAUCCACAAAGAAAAGGUGGCCCGGCGCGAAAUCGGCGUGCUGACGGCCAGCAAGACUACGAGCCGCCAGUUUAAAUUAAUCGCCCCUGCGAUCCUAGAGAAGCCGAUCAAGUAUGUGCGCAGGCCGAUCGACUACAACGCGCUGGACAACCUGGGCCACGGCGUGCACUCUCCUGCCAUGUCGCACGGCCAGCAGGCGACAGCUCACGCGCAGGGCGGCACGCCUCGCUCCAAGCGAGGAUCGAGCCAGGGCGCCAUCGUAACUAGCACCCUGCAGCAGGGUCCAAGCGUGGGCCCGGCGCCAACCACCAAGCCGCCCACGCCUCCUCAGGCCAUCCGCAACAUCGGCAGCCUCAGCAAAGGCUCCCGAGAGUACCGGACGCCGCCCGCCGUCGCACCUCCGCAAGUUCCCAGUCACUACGCUCCCAACUACCCAAUGGGCCACCCCCGCCGCAGCAUCGAGCAGAACAGAGGCGUGGUCGGGCUCGGACCGGGCUACAGCACGUUGCCCGUGCAGCAGAGCAACCAGCUGCUCACGCACACUCUGCCCCACCCGCACCACCACUCUUCGCAUCACCAGCAGAGAGAGAGCCUCUCGAGUACCUCCGCCCCAGGCCCACCUCAGAUUGGAAUGGUGUAUCCGAUCAACCAUGGAAACCAGUCUCAGAAUCACCCACAGACACCCCCUCCACCUCCUCCUCCUGCUGGAGGUCCACUGCCGAGCAGUUUCCCUCUUGACACUCACAUGAGUAUGCCUCCUCCACCGUCUCCCUUGGUGCAUCAGGGAGCGGGAGUGGAAGACCUUACUCACCACCUGCAAAUGAUGAGGGCCUCCCAAGGCUCACCGCCACUACCACCCCCUCCAAUGCCAGAGUCGCAGCAGUUGCCCCCCUCUUAUGGCUACGGAAGGACUUCCAUGGGAAUUGUGCCAGAAGACGCAGGUCUGCCCGGUUGGGUACCAAAGAAUUACAUCGAAAAAGUUGUCGCGAUUUACGACUACUAUGCGGACAAAGAGGAUGAACUCAGCUUCCAGGAAAAUUGUGUAAUUUACGUGUUGAAAAAGAACGACGACGGCUGGUGGGAGGGAGUGAUGGACGGCAUCACAGGCCUCUUCCCAGGUAACUAUGUUGAACCAUGCGUCUAACUCACUCAGAACUUAAACUACUCUUGUAAUUAGAAAAUCCAACCCGCUGUAUCGAUAACUAUUCCAUUGGUGCAUUGCAAUGUGUAUGCUAUUUUCCAUAUUGUUUGAGCAAUAUUGUGUUUUCUUUUGCACUGCUAUUUAUAUUAAAAUAAAACACAUUAUCUUUCAA
Messenger RNA from Cloeon dipterum, 2032 nucleotides. It is a transcript of the gene Abi, whose product is annotated as tyrosine kinase Abl. Gene Ontology annotation, biological process: neuron migration. The transcript is spliced from 6 exons. NCBI's taxonomy places the organism in Eukaryota, Metazoa, Arthropoda, Insecta, Ephemeroptera, Baetidae. The record is from RefSeq and is a predicted model, not a curated record. Gene Ontology annotation, molecular function: SH3 domain binding; signaling adaptor activity. Gene Ontology annotation, cellular component: SCAR complex; actin-based cell projection; lamellipodium. Bases 127 to 1863 code for a protein of 578 amino acids.